Molecule: messenger RNA, 7198 nt
Organism: Nycticebus coucang (slow loris)
Lineage: Eukaryota; Metazoa; Chordata; Mammalia; Primates; Lorisidae
Gene: BEST2
Product: bestrophin 2
Exons: 10
Coding region: 3550-5088 (512 amino acids)
Molecular function (GO): chloride channel activity
Source: RefSeq, a predicted model, not a curated record
GUAGUCCCAGCUACUCGGGAGGCUGAGGCAAGAGAAUCACCUAAGCCCAGGAGUUAGAAGUUGCUGUGAGCUGUGUGACGCCACGGCACGCUACUGAGGGUGACAAAGCAAGACUCUGUCUCUACAAAAAAAAAAAAUUGCAGUAUUUAUUGAUAUAGCAAGGUGGGGGAGGUUUGCAUUUAAUGUACAGUUGCCUAGGUUGUGCACUGCACAAAAGUACAAAUCUAGAGGGAUACAUUCAUGACAGAGACCUAACGGAGAUACAUGUUUAUUGUGGCAAUUUUAUAGGGAGAGUAUUUUCAGCAAGGGAGUACCUUUUUCUUAUUCUAUAUGUAUAGAGUUGUCCCUAGGUGUCCCUGUUGGGGCUGUGGAGCCUGGAAUAGAAGAGAGGGGCAUCUGCCCAUUUCCUCAGAGGCUCAGAGUGUGGGAACCAGGAGGCCCCUUGGCUAGCCCCAGGCUGGUGGGGAGCGGAUUAGGCCGGCAAUGGGCCCACCACUGCCUGCUGUUUGGUUUGGGAAUUAGUGGACGCCCUGGGCAGAAGCUGGGCCUGCCAGACUGGGGAUUAACAGUCUCCACCCCCCAAUUCCUGCUCCCAUGGGAUGGCAUCAGCCCCUCCCACCAAACAGCUGCAAUAAAGGGGGUUUUGAGUGGACUGGCUAGCAGAGGGUCCCUUGAAGGCCCAUGCUACUUCCAGAGCAGUCAGUGGCCCACAACACAUGCUUCCAAUUGAUUGAGCUUCAGUCCCCUGGUGCCUAAAAUGGGAAACCCAGUGUAGCCAUUCACAGAGCCAUGGCACAAAUUCAUUAGACAAGUGAUAUGCAGGCCUGGAAGACACUUAGGCACUUCUCCCCAGCCCUUCACUCUUCCCUCUGCCACUGCCAAUGCAGCCACUAGCAUUGCCACUGGAGAGAUCCCAGAUGGAGUAAUGACCUUGAGAGUGCAAGUUCCAAUUCGGAGCUGGUUGGGGGAAACAAAAGUGGGUUCCUGAGGACACACGAGUCAAAGUGGUAUUCAAGAGUGCACAUACCCAGGAUCUGGGUGUGCCAGGGUGUGUGUGCGUGUGGAAGGGGAACCCAACCACGAGCCUAGACGUGUCCCCCCAACUCAGCUGCACUGGGUGUGUGCAAGCGGGUAUGGGCAAGUUGGGGUGGCAUGUAUAAAUAAGCACAAUGGCACAACCCACAGCAAAGACCCCAGGCUCUGCACCAAACUUCCUAGGUUCAAAUCCCAGCUUCCCAGCUAGCUGUGCCACAAAGGAGGUGUAUGUGUCAUCCAAGCCUCAUUUUCUCUAUUUGGGCAGUGGGAAUAAUGAGAACACUGACUUCAUAUGCCAGUUUGUAAGGAUUCAGUGAGAUGAAAUAUGCAACACCUUUACAGCGGCACAAGGAAAGAAUCCUCCAAGAAGUGUUUUGUUAUUUUUCACUGUUAACAAUUACGAAGCAUGUGAACUAGCCUGUGCAACCUGCCUCCAGCCCCUGCGGGAGACAAGCAGUCAAAAGUGUAUGGGUGUGAGAGAGCUCCGAGAGGGGAGGGGGGUUGGGCAAUAGGAGAUAUCUGCAAUGAGUGCAAGGAUGUGUCCUAUGCAGUGGACAGGGGGUCUGGGUGACCCUCAGCCUGAAGCCUGUCCCCGAAGCUGACAGCACUGCUCCAGCCACCCAUUUGCCCCUUUUUACAGGCUGUCCGGCAGCUGGACAGCGGAGGAGUGGGUCUGAGGGUGGCCAGCCCAGGCCGGUUCCUAAUUACCCUGGGUGGAGCAGACAUCUGCCAGGUUGGGAACACAGCGUCCUGGCGGUGUGGCCUCAGGGAUGGGGGGGGACUAUGUGAAGGCAUCCACAACUAAUGCAACAGGGGUUUCUGGACACUUCGGGGUGUCCUUCCUAACCAGAAUCCUGAUCCUCCACACCAGUCUGCACUUUGAUGUCCUUGGAGCAGGGAACUGGGGAGUACGAGUUCUAUAUGUACCAGGCUGGGGCUGUCCCCUUUAUAGGUGUAUCUGUGAAGAGGGAACGUAUCCCAAAUUCACGCCAAAUGUGCAGAGAAGAUUUUGUGUCCCCAAGCUGGUGUGUUGGUGGCAAUUCUGAGAGUGUCUGAGACUUUUGUGUAUGGGCAUGCAUGCACACACAGUAGUGAGGGGGCUCUUAUGUAUUGGUGUGCAAAUGUAGGCAAGUUUCCCAAGGGGUUAGAGUCAGUGGCACUUCUGAGGUUAUAGCUGUUGUGUAUGUCUGCAACAUUAGCUAAUUAAUAUAAGGGAUCACCAAAGUCCCACUCUGACCCUAGAACUACGCCACUUCACUUAGGGGAGUUGUCCUGCAUUUGGUGCAGGGGAGAUCGGAAAUCAAACUUCCAUGCAUUUUGGGGUCUGAGUGGGGUCUGGACUUGGCUGAUUGUGUCUUUGUUACAUGGUGUGAUCAUGAGGGAAUGCCAGCCCCUGGGUCUCUGACUGUGUCCUUCUAUGUGGCCAUUGGGAGCACCAUGUGUGUGUCCAGGAGCUGACAGCCUGGUAUGUCCAGGUCCAUCUGCCUUAUAUCUGCAUGUCGGGCCUGAGGUAAAGCUAGGUGUGGAUUUGUGACACCAGAAGUCUUUGUGGCUGUGAGUGCUCCCACCUGGGUCACAGUCAUUGUCUGAGGCUGUGUUAGGGCAAGCUGAAAUUGUAGAUUUUUUUUUUUUUUUUUUGAGACAGAACCUCAAGCUGUCGCCCUGGGCUCAAGAGAUUCUCCUGCUUCUGCCUCCCUACAGGCGCCUGCCACAACGGCUAGCUAUUUCUUUUUUUUUUUUUUUUGGUUGCAGCUGUCAUUGUUGUUUGGUGGGCCCAGUGGAUUCAAACCUGCCAACUCAAGUAUAUGUGGCUGGUGCCUUAGCUGCUUGAGCCACAGGCACCAAGCCUAUGUAGAUCUUUGAUGUGAGUUUCUAUGAUGUUGACAGUAAGUGGUUGGUUGCAAGUUGACUGUAGAGUGACCCAGCCUCCAUGAGCAGUGUGUGUGUGUGUGUUUAAGAGAGAGAAAGAGAGAGAAGAAAAUAGUUCUUACCCCUCCCCAAGUUCCAGGUUACAGAUCCCUUGGACCUGCUAGUGAAUGACUGGGAGAGGGGACAGGGAAGAGUAAGAGAGGACAGAGUGGAUUUCUUCUCCCCCACACGAGGUAACAAACUGGUGACCAGACUUCUUCAAACAAAGUUCUGAGGCCUAAGCCCAGCCAAGGGGGGAGGGUUAGGGAGGGGCUGCCCACGCCCACUCUCCAGCCCCCUCCCACCCAGGGUCUGGCUUCAGCUCCACCCAACACUGAAGCCACUGGCCCAUUCUGUCCCUGUGUCCUCAUAUGUCCCUGCACUGGCUACCUUUAACACAGGUGAGAGAGGCCUGGGGGGAAUAGAGAACCCCAGGGACAUAGGGGGCCCUGAAGGAAUAGGGGACCUGUGGGCAGGAAUCCAUCCAGAGUCCUUCUGGAGUGGGAAUGGACAGAAGUCAAGGUGGAUCCGGGAGGAGAAAGGAGAAAGCACAGCCGGGCAAUUAGCCGCCCGCUUCUCCCUUGGCCCCACCUGCCCGGCGCCGCGAUGACCGUCACCUACACAGCCCGAGUGGCGAACGCUCGCUUCGGUGGCUUCUCACAGCUGCUGCUGCUGUGGCGGGGGAGUAUCUACAAACUACUGUGGCGCGAGCUGUUCUGCUUCCUUGCGUUCUACAUGGCGCUGAGCGCCACCUACCGCUUCGUGCUGACCGAAGGGCAGAAGCGCUACUUCGAGAAGCUUGUUAUUUACUGCGACCAGUAUGCCAGCCUCAUCCCGGUCUCCUUCGUGCUUGGGUUUUACGUGACGCUGGUGGUGCACCGCUGGUGGAACCAGUACCUAUGCAUGCCGCUGCCAGACGCGCUCAUGUGCGUGGUGGCGGGCACAGUUCACGGGCGCGAUGAGCGAGGCCGUCUCUACCGACGCACACUUAUGCGCUACGCCGGGCUCUCUGCGGUGCUUAUCCUGCGCUCAGUCAGCACUGCGGUCUUCAAGCGCUUCCCCACAAUAGACCACGUGGUGGAGGCCGGAUUUAUGACACGCGAGGAACGCAAGAAGUUCGAGAACCUUAAUUCGUCCUACAACAAGUACUGGGUGCCCUGCGUCUGGUUCUCCAAUCUGGCUGCGCAGGCUCGGCGCGAGGGCCGCAUCCGUGACAACAGCGCCCUUAAACUGCUGCUUGAGGAGCUGAAUGUGUUUCGGGGCAAGUGUGGGAUGCUCUUCCAUUACGACUGGAUUAGUGUACCCCUUGUUUACACCCAGGUGGUGACCAUCGCAGUGUACAGCUACUUCCUGGCUUGCCUGAUCGGUCGCCAGUUUCUGGACCCAGCCCAGGGCUACAAAGACCACAACCUGGAUCUGUGUGUACCCAUCUUUACCCUCUUGCAAUUCUUCUUCUACGCUGGCUGGCUCAAGGUAGCAGAGCAGCUCAUCAAUCCCUUUGGAGAGGAUGAUGACGACUUUGAGACCAACUUUCUGAUCGACCGCAACUUCCAGGUGUCGAUGUUGGCGGUGGACGAGAUGUACGACGACCUGGCGAUGCUAGAGAAGGAUCUCUACUGGGAUGCGGCUGAAGCCCGCGCUCCCUACACGGCAGCCACCGCCUUCCUACUACAACAACCCUCUUUCCAGGGCUCCACUUUCGACAUCACGCUGGCCAAAGAGGACAUGCAGUUCCAGCGGCUGGAGGGCUUGGAUGGGCCUCUGGGAGAGGCACAGGGGGACUUCAUACAGCGCCUCCUGCCGGCGGGCCAGGGUAUGACCGGAACAGGCCUGUUGGGCCGGCGCCUGUCGUUGCUAAGGCGAAAGAACAGCUGCGUGUCCGAGGCGUCCACCGCCGCCAGCUGCUCGUGUGCGGGCGCCCCCGACGGCUCAGCCCCAGAGUGCAGCUGCGGGGACCCCUUGCUCGACCCCGGUCUGCGGGAACCAGAGCCCGAGCCCCCACCUCCUGCGAGUUUCGAGCUGCCUGUCCCCCUCCCUGGGCCCCCAGCUGAGCCCUUCACCUCUUUGCCUAUGCCCGGGCCCCGGGGGCCUGCGCCGCCCUGGCUGCCCAGCCCUAUUGGAGAGGAGGAGGAGAAUCUGGCCUGAAAUUUUCGGGCCCAGGACCCUGAAGGACAGGACACCAAGGCCCCGCACGUGCAGCACACAGGCAUAGGUCCAGAUCUAUGCAAGCCUCAUGUGCCUGCAUGAAGUCCAACUGCCCACUUUUAAACCACUCCCACUACUCGUGUGGGUUUGGCCAAGGCAGAUUGUUCCAGCCUGUUUAAACAGCCUGUCCUUACCAGCAGCUCUAGUUCCAAGCCCCACAGCCUGUGAGGUUGGAUGGUGUGUCUUUCCUGCAAAUGGAGAUGUGACUGCCUACCUCAGGGAGUGGUGGUGAGGAUGACAUGAAAGGAUGGCUUGAAAGCAUCUGUUAUACAGUAGGUGCUCAAUAAAUUGUUAAUGGUUUUUACUCAAAUGCUGUUAGAAUGACUUCUUCUGUCAGGCAUUAUGUUAAGUAAAAUUUGGAAAUUCUUCCAGUUUUACUUUUUUUUUUUUUGUAGAGACAGUCUCACUUUAUAGCCCUCCGUAGAGUGCCAUGGUGUCACACAGCUCACAGCAACCUCCAGUUCCUGGGCCUAGGCAAUUCUCUUGCCUGAGCCUCCCAAGUAGCUCGGACUAUAAGCGCCCGCCACAACACCUGGUUUUUAACUUUUUUCAUUUUUUUUUUUUUAAGAGAAAGGGCAAUCCUCUCCUGCUCUGUCACCCAGUCACCCAGGCUGGAGUGCAUUGUCCCCAAUCAUUGAGAUCAUAGUGAUCAUAGCUAGGACAAUUGUAAAUUCCUGGCCUCAAGCAAUACUCCAGCCUCCCAAAGUGCUGGGAUUACAGGCAUGAGCCCAGCACUAUGCAUGCCUUCUUCCAGGUUCCCAAACUCUGCUCUCUGAAAUACCUGCAUCAGUACCCCUGGCUUUCCUCAUUAAUUAAAGAGACACCCUUAGCCGGGCGUUGUGGCGGGCGCCUGUAGUCCCAGCUACUCGGGAGGCUGAGACAAGAGAAUUGCGUAAGCCCAAGAGUUAGAGGUUGCUGUGAGCCGUGUGACGCCACGGCACUCUACCGAGGGUGGUACAGUGAGACUCUGUCUCUACAAAACAAAACAAACAAAAAAAAAAAAAGAGAGAGAGACACCCACUGUUCCCGAACCACAGCUUAAGCCUUUGCAUUCUCAAAUAUCCCCUCAGGGCUGCAGGUAUCAUUUUUUUAUUUAGACAGGGUCUCACUCUGUCACCCUGGGUGGCAUCAUGGCUCACAGCAACCUCAAACUCCUGGGUUCUGUUGAUCCUCUUGCCUCAGCCUCCUGAGUAACUGAGACUACAAGUGCUUGCCAUAAUGCCUGGCUAGUUUUACCUAUUUUUAGUAGAGAUAGGGUCACUCUCUCUUUUUUUUUUUUUUCGAGACAGAAUCUCAAGCUGUCACCCUGGGUAGAGUGCUGUGGCGUCAUAGCUCACAGCAACCUCGAACUCAGGCUCAAGUGACCCUCUUGCCUCAGUUUUUCUAUUUUUAGUAGAGACAGGGUCUCAUUUUUGCUCAGCCUGGUCUUGAACUUGUAAGCUCAAGCAAUCUACCAGUCUGGGCUUCCCAGAGUGCUAGGAUUACAAGCGUGAGCCACUGCACCCGGCCUGGGGGUCUCACUCUUUCUCAGGCUGGUCUCAAACUCCUGACCUUAGGCAGUCCACACCCCCACCCUCAGCCUCCCAGAGUGCUAGGAUUACAGGCAUGAGCCACCAUACCUAGCCUCUAGGUCUUAAACAUAUGAAAUAAACAUAUGAAAAGAAAAACAAAAUUAAACUGGCUUGACGUUCAUAGCACAGUGGUUACAGAGCCAGCCACAUACACCAAAGUUCUAGCAGCCUGGGCCAGCUAACCAACAAUGACGACUGCAAUAAAAAAAUAGCUGGGGGCGGCGCCUGUGGCUCAGUGAGUAGGGCGCCGGCCCCAUAUGCCGAGGGUGGCGGGUUCAAACCCAGCCCCGGCCAAACUGCAACAAAAAAAUAGCCGGGCGUUGUGGCGGGCGCCUGUAGUCCCAGCUGCUCGGGAGGCUGAGGCAAGAGAAUCGCGUAAGCCCAAGAGUUAGAGGUUGCUGUGAGCCGUGUGACGCCACGGCUCUCUACCCGAGGGCGGUACAGUGAGACUCUGUCUCUACAAAAAAAAAAAAAAAAAA